AUGGAAAUGCCUCAGAUUGCUCGUCCCAUCCCUCAACGUGCUUUCGAGCUAACCCCUACUUCGACCGAGUCAUCAUAUCCUCCUUCUCCGGCAACCGAGGCCGCCAAUCCCGAUCUACUCUUCCAAAAGCCCGAUUCCACCCCCAGUCGAACCCGAUCGAUCCUCAAUCUUACCUCGUCUACAUUGCUGGGGAUAUAUUCACCUACAGGCUCGGACGAGAACAGAGAAGAGUUAUCGACACCAUGGGGCACAGGAGCGCAGACACCAAGCCAGAGGCGAAGCAUAGAUGACUACACACCUCGACAGCCUUCGUCAUUGACUUGGUCGCGUGAUGCGGACAAGCCACGGCUGAGAACCAAGAGGAGAGGAACCCGUGGCCUUUUAAUGCCUCUGCUCCUACAAACCGUUCUCUUGUUCGCAUUUGGGCUCGGCUACGGAUCCAUCGUCACACAUCUGCACAAGCAGCAGCUGAUUACCCCUGUGCCUGUCCCAGACAUCGAACGCAAUUCUUUGUAUUACCAACUGUCUUGGGGUGUGUUUGGCAUCUUGCUGGGCAAUGCUCUGCCGCUAGUUGACUCCCUUUGGGAGAGGGCUGGAUCUUCUGCUCCGUCUGGUCAGACCACUCAGAAUGCGAGUUCAGGGGCUGAGACUACUUCGGUGACCGAUGGGUCGACCUCCAGCCCAUCAUACGACAGUGGGCUAGGUCCUAUUUGGUACUCGGCUGUGAGGAGUGUGGGUGUUUUUGUUGGAAUCGCUUUUGCAGUGCGACGAAUUCCAUGGCAGUCGACUCUACAAGUAGCCUUGACCCUGGCCCUGGCUAAUCCAGUUCUAUGGUACCUGAUUGACCGGUCUCUGCCGGGCUUUGCUUUCUCAGCCGCCGUCAGUACUAUUGGAACAAUGGUUCUGCUCUUAGUCGAUCCGGAUUUUGUGCCAGUUCCAGCAAUACAUCAGCCGACUGCAUCCGAGCAGUUUGGUGUAUAUACCUGGUUGGCCAGCAUAGUCUUCUGCACUAGCAUCUGUUUUGGGGCAAUCGGCCGACGCCUUCAGUUGUGA
Messenger RNA from Capronia epimyces CBS 606.96, 1053 nucleotides. RefSeq lists its product as uncharacterized. Gene Ontology annotation, biological process: sterol biosynthetic process. Lineage: Eukaryota; Fungi; Ascomycota; Eurotiomycetes; Chaetothyriales; Herpotrichiellaceae. The transcript is spliced from 2 exons. The record is from RefSeq and is a predicted model, not a curated record. Gene Ontology annotation, cellular component: endoplasmic reticulum. The coding region runs from base 1 to 1053 and encodes 350 amino acids.